Molecule: messenger RNA, 1598 nt
Organism: Tribolium castaneum (red flour beetle)
Lineage: Eukaryota; Metazoa; Arthropoda; Insecta; Coleoptera; Tenebrionidae
Gene: Tcjheh-r4
Product: juvenile hormone epoxide hydrolase-like protein 4
Biological process (GO): epoxide metabolic process
Molecular function (GO): epoxide hydrolase activity
Source: RefSeq, marked provisional
UCGUGCCACUCUUCACUUGAUUCACAUGUGAGCUACCUAAACUUCCACAGAUAAAACUUGACUUUUAAUGAAUCGCCAUCGCGCGACGUUUUUAUUGAUAGUAUAGCUAGUGAUAAGUGAAAUAAAUACAUCAUCCUGUGGCAAUUAAAUCUAAAAUGAACGCUUUAAUAAAAUUUAUUGUUCUAUUAAUCGCCUUGGCAAUAGGUAACGUAAUUUAUAAAAUAAAUACUAAGGAGUCGGUAAAAGUGCCUCCGGAAACGUGGUGGGGGCCGGGAGAUCCCUCAAAAGAGGACACAAGGAUUGUUCCUUUCAAAAUCCAAGUGCCUAACCAGAUUUUGGAAGACUUGCGCCAAAGACUGAAAAAUGCUCGCAAAUUCGCGCCCCCUCUCGAAGGCGUCCACCAGCACUACGGCAUAAACACAAACCUCCUAAAGGAAAUAGUCAACUACUGGCUCACGAAAUACGACUGGCGAGAACGGGAGAAUUUCCUCAACCAAUACCCCCAGUUCAAGACAAACAUUCAAGGCUUGGACGUCCACUUCAUCCACGUUAAACCCAAAAACGUGCCCAGUGGAGUUAAAACCCAGCCUUUGCUUCUUGUGCACGGCUGGCCCGGUUCUGUCCGGGAGUUCUACGAGAUAAUCCCGCUCCUCACCACGGUCCAGAAAGACAAGAAAUUCGUUUUUGAAGUCAUUAUUCCCUCCUUGCCCGGGUACGGAUUUUCGCAAGCGGCAGUCAGACCCGGUCUAGGGGCGCACCAAACGGCUGUGAUUUUCAAGAACUUGAUGAAGCGGUUGGGUUUUGAUAGGUACUAUGUCCAAGGGGGUGAUUGGGGCUCGGCUGUCACGUCUGCAAUGGCGUUGUAUUAUCCUGAUAGGGUUAAAGGGAUUCAUUUGAAUAUGUGUGUCUCGAAUAGCUAUUUGGCGAAGUUAAAGCUUCUAGCUGGGAGCGUUUGGCCAAGUUUGGUCGUUGAAGAGAAGCAAAAACAUAAGAUAUACCCACUGUCUAAUUACUUCUCUAAUGCCUUAUUGGAAUUUGGUUAUAUGCAUCUUCAAGCAACAAAACCUGAUACUAUUGGUGUUGCACUUAAUGAUUCUCCUGUAGGAUUGGCCGCUUAUAUUAUUGAAAAAUUCACCACUUGGACUAACCCGGAAUGGAAAAAUCGCGCAGAUGGGGGGUUGCUUGAAAGGUUCACUUAUGACAAAAUUCUGGACAAUAUCAUGAUUUAUUGGGUGACGAAUUCCAUAACAACGUCCAUGCGAAUCUACGCGGAAUCAAUUAACAAAGAAAGUAAUGUUUUCGAUGACAGGGCUGUUAUAACCGUCCCUUCAGCUUGUGCGCUUUUUGACCACGAAAUUAUCUAUCAGCCCGUCUCUAUUUUCAAAGACAGAUUUGCCAAACUUGUACAAGUUAAUGAAUAUGAUGGUGGGCAUUUUGCGGCCUUUGAAGUACCAGAGUCGUUGGCAAAGGAUAUAUGGUUGGCUGUUUCAAAGUUCGAGGAACCUCCAAAGCCAAAUAAAUGAUCUUGUUUUAUGAUGUUUUUGUGAUUUUUAAUUUGUUGUUGAAAAUGCAAAAAUAAUAAAUGUGGUUUUUUAGUC